Lasiosphaeria miniovina is the source of this 723-nucleotide messenger RNA. Its product is annotated as GDSL-like Lipase/Acylhydrolase. Gene Ontology annotation, molecular function: phosphatidylcholine lysophospholipase A1 activity. NCBI's taxonomy places the organism in Eukaryota, Fungi, Ascomycota, Sordariomycetes, Sordariales, Lasiosphaeriaceae. The coding region runs from base 1 to 723 and encodes 240 amino acids. The transcript is spliced from 2 exons. The record is from RefSeq and is a predicted model, not a curated record.
AUGCCCGUCGGGGCGUCGGUCACUUUCGGCGUGGGCUCUACAACGGGCGACAGCUACCGCAAGGACCUGCGGGACACGCUGACGCAGGCCGGCCACGCGGUGAACAUGGUGGGGUCGCACAAGAACGGGCGCUUUGCCGACAACGACGUGGAGGCAACGUCGGGGUUCGUGAUCGCGCAGAUCACGCGCGCCGCAGAAGCAUCCGCGCCCAAGUUCCUGCCGAACCUGGUGCUGCUCGAGGCCGGGACCAACGACUGCAACAGCGGCAAGAUCGUCUCGACGGCCGGGGCCAAUGUGUCGGCACUGGUGGGGCGGCUGUUCGCGCUCAGCCCGGGCGCGACGGUGGUGAUGGCGACGCUGCUGGCCAACAAGGUGGCCGCGCAGGACGCGUGCCGCGUUGAUGUUAACCGGCAGUAUAGCGCCGUAGCAGCGGCCAUGGCGCAGCAGCAGGCGCGCUUUGUGCUCGUCGACAUGCGCGGCCCCGACGCGCCGACGACGGCCGACCUCAACGACACGCGCCACCCCAACGACGCCGGAUACGUCAAGAUGGCUGCCGUCUGGAGCCAGGGUGUUCAACAGGCCCUCGCAAAGGGGUUCUUGAGCCCGCCGGCGGAUAACGGGAUCCCGUAUGUAAUGAGUUUGGGUAUGCCGUCUGUCAAGCGUGACAACCCGGGCGGGAUCUGGAACUUGCUGCUUACCGUCGAUGCUCCAACCUCGAGUUGA